Messenger RNA from Megalopta genalis, 544 nucleotides. RefSeq lists its product as uncharacterized. NCBI's taxonomy places the organism in Eukaryota, Metazoa, Arthropoda, Insecta, Hymenoptera, Halictidae. The record is from RefSeq and is a predicted model, not a curated record.
AAACAAAUGAUCCGAGAUCAUUGUCCCUGUGUAUUUGCAGGCGACGUUGGACCCGAUCGAUUGUGUUUCGGCCGAGCCCUCGAAAUUCUCGUAUCCUCGACAGAUCCCGGGUUUCUCCCAAAUCCUUCAAAACCACCGAGCCGGAGACCGGAAAUCAUCAUGUGCGACCAUUGCUCAAAGGUGACCAGUCAGAAGGGGUAUGCGGGCCAAGUGACGUGUAAAUGCGAACACGGAGACAAGAAGAACGGCGAAGGCAAGGAUAAGGACUACGGCGGAUGUUGCUCCAGGAAAGAGAGAAAGACAGUGGGCGGAUGUUGCGGCUCGAGCUGCUGUUCCGGGACACAGGACGAGGGCGGUUGUUGCUCGGGCGGCGCUGUACAGAAGGAAGCGAAAUAUUGUUGCUCGCAGGGGAAGUAGCAUCCCCGAAACAUCCUGACGGCAGCCUUGAAAGGGGCCAGGGAGGCGGCAGGAGGCUGCUGCAUGUCCGGCUGCUGCAAGGAUAAUAAACCGAAGCCGAAGGAAGAGGAACAAGCCCCGUCGAAAU